GUUUCGUUUCCAUAGAAACGGCGACAUGUCAACAAAUUGAAAUUUCCUUCAAUUCACGCAAGUCGCGAAGAAAUAAUUUAAUUACGAUGAAAAACAUUGAUUUUUAGUAACAAAAACUUGAAUUGCACUUAGUCUAUCUUCCAAAGAUCUUCUCCAUGAUGGGCCUACUGAAUAUUUUGAAAAAGCUGCGGUCUAACCCUGACAAAGAGUUGCGUUUGCUACUUCUUGGACUGGACAAUGCUGGUAAAACGACACUCCUGAAGCAGUUGGCGUCAGAAGAUGUGAAUCAUGUCACUCCCACAGCGGGUUUUAAUAUUAAAUCAGUUUUAUCCAAUGGUUUUAAGCUAAAUGUGUGGGAUAUCGGCGGUCAGAGGAAGAUAAGACCGUAUUGGAGAAACUAUUUUGAAAAUACCGAUAUUUUGAUUUACGUAGUGGACUGUUCUGAUCACCAAAGACUGGAGGAAACUGGUCAAGAGUUAGCAGAAUUACUGGAAGAUGACAAGUUACGUGGCGUACCACUGCUGGUGUAUGCAAAUAAACAAGACUUGGCUACAGCAUUACCAGCCAGUGAGAUAGCCCAGCACCUAGGUCUGCACCUCAUAAGGGAUCGCACUUGGCAGAUACAAGCCUGUGUAGCUACUGAUGGCACUGGAGUCAAGGAGGGAAUGGAGUGGGUCUGCAAAAACAUCCCCGCUAAGAAAUAAUACAUUUCUAUACUUAUGAUAAAAAUAAUUCCUUACGCUUAACGUUAGUAGAAGUUGUAUUAUUAUCUUUAAAUAAUAAUAAUGUUAAAAAGUAAUGACUACCAAAUGAAAAUAAUGAUAUUAUUUAUUUUAAAACUUAUUCUAGUCUGAAGGAAUCCGUCCAAAGUUAUAUUAUGUGAUUAUGAAAUACUUUAUCAGCUAAUUCGAUGCUUGACUAUGUAUUGCUGAUAUUAAAUAACUUUUUAUACUUUUAAGUACCUAAAAAUAAGUUUAUUUAAAUAUUUAUUCUAUAUAAAUCUAUGUAGAAAGAAGCAAUAACCGCGCGGUUUAAAUAUAUGCUCUUGUAAACAGUUGUGAAUGGCACGUUAAACUGUAGGUCCCGGUUGUCAUUGAACAUCAUUGCCAGUGGUUACGGGUAGUUAGAAACCAGUAAGUCUGACACCACUCUAACCAAGGGGUAUCGAGUUGACCGGGUAACUGGGUUAAGGAGGUCAGAUAGGCAGUC
Molecule: messenger RNA, 1209 nt
Organism: Helicoverpa armigera (cotton bollworm)
Lineage: Eukaryota; Metazoa; Arthropoda; Insecta; Lepidoptera; Noctuidae
Product: ADP-ribosylation factor-like protein 3
Exons: 5
Coding region: 156-704 (182 amino acids)
Biological process (GO): cilium assembly
Cellular component (GO): cytoplasm; microtubule cytoskeleton
Molecular function (GO): GTP binding; GTPase activity
Source: RefSeq, a predicted model, not a curated record